Molecule: messenger RNA, 1437 nt
Organism: Magnolia sinica
Lineage: Eukaryota; Viridiplantae; Streptophyta; Magnoliopsida; Magnoliales; Magnoliaceae
Product: protein YABBY 4-like
Exons: 7
Coding region: 181-810 (209 amino acids)
Biological process (GO): fruit development; regulation of shoot apical meristem development; abaxial cell fate specification
Cellular component (GO): nucleus
Source: RefSeq, a predicted model, not a curated record
UGCACAACUACACAAGAAGCGAUUGAAGGAAGGUUGCUUUCCUACUUUCCUACGAGCAGUAACUACUAGCUACCUCUCUCUCUCUCUCUCUCAUUUCUCUUCCUUCACAUCAUCAAGAUCAGGAUACAGAGUUGGUUAAAAAAUCAAUCAAUCAAUCAAAUCACAAUCAGUCAACCAAACAUGUCCUCCUCCUCUGCCUUUUCACUGGACCACCUCCCUCCCUCCGAGCAGCUCUGUUACGUCCAUUGCAACUUUUGCGACACCGUCCUCGCGGUGAGCGUUCCUUGUAGCAGUCUCUUGAAGACGGUUACGGUGCGGUGCGGUCACUGCACCAACCUCCUCUCUGUUAACAUGCGCGGCUUGCUUCUUCCUGCUUCAAAUCAGCUCCAUCUUGGCCAUGUUUUUUUCUCUCCUCAUAAUCUCUUGGAUGAGAUCCCUACGCCGCAGCCGAGCUUGUUGCUCGACCAGUCCAACCCAAAUGAAACUCUGGUAUCGGUAAGAGGAGUCGACGAGCCCCCGAGAACGCCCGUAGUUAACAGACCUCCGGAGAAGAGACAAAGAGUUCCGUCUGCGUACAACCGAUUCAUCAAGGACGAGAUCCAACGCAUCAAGGCCGGGAAUCCCGACAUAACCCACAGAGAGGCCUUCAGCGCGGCUGCGAAGAACUGGGCCCACUUCCCACACAUCCACUUUGGAGUGGUGCCUGAUCAGACCGUGAAGAGACCUAGCGUGCGCCAGCAGGAAGGAGAGGACGUUCUCAUCAAAGAUGGGUUUUUCUCUAGCGCAAACAUGGGCGUCACUCCCUACUAGGCUAUGCAAGCUUUGGACAGUAUCAGUGAUAGUUCAACAACAUUUCUGAAAGGUAGUGACUUAUCCACUUUAUAUGUGGCAUGAAUGUUUGGUGGUCAGAACCGCUUAAAUCGUGGGCCCCACUGUGGUUAGAACAUAGCCUAAAAAUCUCACUGAUUGACUGAUCCAGACCAUCCAAUCCAUGGCUAUCAAAUAGAUAUUUAAAUGAAAAUAAACUUUGCAGCUGACCAAAUUCAAUGAGCUAAACUAGAUGGUUGAGAUCAUCCAAAUAGUAUGACUGUGGGGUUAUGCACCAUCCACAAUGGGGCCCCACGAUACGGACACUCAGAUCGCCACAUGCGUGUGCCAUGAUGAUGAUGCACCUGUCAUCACCAUUCAGAAAUGACGCUGAACUAUCAACUUAGUCUAGCAUGGGGUUUUUAGACCCUUCUUCUUCUCUGUCUUUUUGUCUAAGUGUUUAACAGGCUUUCUUGCUUGGUGAAUGCAAUCUCUACGGACCUGCAAUCUCUUUCUCUUGCUUUGAAAGACCUUGUUCUAACAUCUCUUUGCAAAUCACUGUUCUUGUUGCUUUAUUCCCCGUUACAGUCUUGUAUGUUUCCUCUGAUCGGUGCAUAUGCUGCUUUCUCC